AUGGAGCAGCUUCCUCUUCUUCCCUGUGGCUCCAAGACCAGCACCUCCUCCACACCUUUGUACCUCACCUCAGAGAACAGAACCUCCACAUCCAACUCACCGCCGUUGCUGCCGCCGGCGCCUGAACCUUCCAGACACUCCGACCAUGAUACGGGCUCAGAUACAGUGAAAGCAAAGAUCAUGUCGCACCCCCUCUAUUCUGCUCUUCUGAGAUCCUUCAUAGAGUGCCAAAAGGUCGGGGCGCCGCUAGAGGUGGUCGGCCAGCUAUGCGCCCUCGCUGAUGAGAUUGAGUCGGAUUCUGUUGGCCGGCGCCUAGACGACCCGCCGGACCCAGAACUUGACGAGUUUAUGGCGACCUACUGUGAUGUGCUGGUGAGGUACAAGCAGGAGCUUAGAAGACCAAUUCAAGAGGCCGACCAGUUCUUCAGGGCCAUGGAGGUGCAGAUGGGCUCGUUUACACUACUAGAUGACAACAGUUUCGAGGGGGGUGGUUCCUCUGAAGAUGAGCAAGAAGCCGUCGACGUGGGCGGCCUGCCAGAUCUCACGAAUCACUGCACCGACGACAAGGAGCUCAAGAGCCACCUCUUGAACAAGUACAGCGGCUAUCUGAGCAGCCUCUGGAGGGACCUCUCCAAGAAGAAGAAGAAGGGCAAGCUGCCAAGGGACGCGCGCCAGAAACUCCUGCACUGGUGGCAGCUCCACUACAGAUGGCCUUACCCGUCGGAACUGGAGAAGGCGGCGUUGGCGGAGUCGACGGGGCUGGACGGGAAGCAGAUCAACAACUGGUUCAUCAAUCAGCGGAAGCGGCACUGGAAGCCCACGCCGCCGGCCAUGGAGUACAGGACGUCGCAACCCACCUACGGCGCUUCGAGCAGCUCUUCUGCCGCCUUUGGGGCGGAAGGCCACUACUUCGCCGGAGGAAGCGCGUAUCCCCGUGGCCCGUGA
Messenger RNA from Lolium rigidum, 945 nucleotides. Its product is annotated as homeobox protein knotted-1-like 4. Gene Ontology annotation, molecular function: DNA-binding transcription factor activity, RNA polymerase II-specific; DNA binding. Bases 1 to 945 code for a protein of 314 amino acids. Gene Ontology annotation, biological process: regulation of DNA-templated transcription. NCBI's taxonomy places the organism in Eukaryota, Viridiplantae, Streptophyta, Magnoliopsida, Poales, Poaceae. The transcript has 5 exons. The record is from RefSeq and is a predicted model, not a curated record. Gene Ontology annotation, cellular component: nucleus.